AUGGAUCUUGCUUCAAUACUCUUCGCACUUUCGGGAGUCCUCUUCCUUCUGAUCCUCCACAAGCUGGUGGUCAACCCUAGCAACGGAAAAAACAAACCUCUGCAAAUCCCGGAAAUCCCAGGAGGCUUGCCUUUCAUCGGCCACCUCCACCUCCUCGGCGGCGAAGACACGCUGGCCAGGAAGCUGGCCUCCUUCGCCGACAAGCACGGCAGCAUGUUCACCAUCCGCCUCGGCGCCUACCCAACCGUGGUGGUCAGCGACUUCGAGUCCAUGAAGGACUGCUUCGUGAAAAACGACAGAGCCCUCGCCGCCCGCCCUCCUUCCACGCAGGGCAAGAUCCUCGGCAACAACUUCGCCGUCUUCGGGUUCGCCUCCUACGGAGAGUACUGGCGCAACGUCAAGAAGCUCAUCAUCACCGAGAUUAUGUCCCUCCCCAGGAUCAGGGCACUGAGGCACGUCCAGGUCUCCGAGGUGGACGUCCUGAUCAGGGACCUCCACCUCCAGUGCAGCAGCAGCCAGCAGGCUGAUCACGAGGUGGUGGUGAUCAGCGACUGGCUACAGAACUUUGUCCUCAACAUCAUCACCAGGAUGGUGGCGGGGAAGAAGUACUUCGAGAACCUGGCAGACAGCGUCGGCCUGCAGGCCGAUGCUGGAGGCCGCCCCGUGGGGGAGCUCAUCAGGGAGUUCAUGGACGUGAACGGGUCCCUCGUUCUGUCGGAUCUGAUCCCGAUCCUCGGGUGGAUCGACAUCAAGGGGAUGAAGAAGGCCAUGAGGAGGAUCUCCAAGGAGCUGGACGUGAUCGUGGACGGUUGGAUCGACGAGCACAAGGUGAAGAGGAACAAGUUGGGUGACAACUUGGUCCCCGAGGAUUUCAUCGACGUCAUGCUCUCAGUUGUCGAUGACAACUUCGACCCUUCUUCCAAACACGACAAGGAAACCAUCAUAAAGUCAACCGCCAUGGUAUUUUUUUUUUUUUUACAGGCGGUGAUCAUUGCGGCGGCGGACACGACAUCGGUGACGCUGACGUGGAUGCUGUCGAACCUGCUGAACAACCGGCGAGCCAUGGCGGCGCUGAAGCAAGAGAUCGACGAGAAAGUAGGGUUUGACCGGAUCGUGGAGGACUCGGACCUCGAAAACCUGACGUACCUGCACGCGGUGAUAAGGGAGACGCUGAGGAUGAACCCGGCGGGGCCGAUCUCGGUGCCGCGCGUGGCGUCGGAGGAUAUCACCAUCCGUGGCUACCACGUGCCGAAGGGGACGCGCUUCUUCGCCAACUUCUGGAAGCUUCACCGGAACCCGGAGAUGUUCCCCGAGCCGGACGAGUUCAGGCCGGAGAGGUUCCACGAGAAGGAGGUGAAGGUGGACAUCUACGGGAGGGAUUUCGAGUACCUGCCGUUUGGCACCGGGCGGCGGUCGUGCCCCGGGAUGAACUUCGGGAUGCAGGUGGUGCAGCUGACGGCGGCGAGGCUGAUCCAGGCGUUUGACUUUGGGACGCCGUUUGACCUGCCGGUGGACAUGACGGAGGCCGACAGCACCACGCUCGCCAAGGCGAAGCCGCUGGAGGUCGUGCUGACCCCACGCCUUUCGCCGGAGCUUUACCGCCAGGCUUGA
Molecule: messenger RNA, 1611 nt
Organism: Linum tenue
Lineage: Eukaryota; Viridiplantae; Streptophyta; Magnoliopsida; Malpighiales; Linaceae
Source: the annotation of a GenBank genome assembly